AUGGCUGUCGUCGCUGUUGCAGGAGGCACUGGGGGUAAAGGAGUUCCCGGAGCAGCAAAUGAGCCAAGACGCUAUGCUGUGGACUAUGACAACGUGGAGGAGAUGAGGAAUGUGCUAAAAGAGAACAAUGUUGAAGUUGUCGUGUCUGCUUUGCUUUUGUCGGACGAGAGCGUUGCAAAAUCGCAGAUCAAUCUGAUCCGUGCUGCCGCGGAAUCGGGGACCGUGACCAAAUUCAUUCCUAGCGAGUACUAUAUUGACUUCCAUUCUCCAAUCCCAGGGUCGGACUUGUUUACCAAUUUUCAAAUUGAGGCCGAGGAAGAGCUUAUGCGUCACCCUCAAUUGACUUGGACACUCAUCAGGGUUGGGAUCUUCCUCGACCAUCUCACUAUGCCAUUUAACCCGAAGCCAACGUACAUUACCCCAUAUUGGGUAUUCGUUGACAUUGAGCAUGAAGAAUGCGUCUUUCCUGGUGAUGGGUCCCAGCCACUCGUACUGUCACAUUCAACAGACCUGGCAGCAUAUAUUGAAUGCUUGGUGGGCCUUCCAUCAAAUGAGUGGCCACGAGAAUCCCUAGUUGCGUCUAACAAAAUCCAAGUCAAAGAUCUCCAAGAUUUGAUUAAGAAAACUACAGGUACGCUUUGUGGACAUCUGGGCAUAUGCAUUCGAACGUUCCUAAUACUAGCAAUAGGGAGGGAGUUCAAGGUCACAUACGAUUCAGUAGAAUCAAUUCAAAAGGGCCAGAUCACACCCUUAACCUCUAAUCGACCCGUGUUCGAUGACCCACAAAAGGGCAAAUUGUUUCAAGAGGUCGAGGUUCAGGUUAUGCUUUCUAUGUUGAGUAAUGCACACGAUUUACCUGGGAAGAACCUUGCUGAGCUCUUUCCCGAGGUACAUGUGACCAAUAUUGAGGACUUCCUCAGAGCUGGCUGGGAAAUGAAGCAAGGUCUUAAGCCGUAA
Trichophyton benhamiae CBS 112371 is the source of this 957-nucleotide messenger RNA. RefSeq lists its product as uncharacterized. The coding region runs from base 1 to 957 and encodes 318 amino acids. The transcript is spliced from 3 exons. Lineage: Eukaryota; Fungi; Ascomycota; Eurotiomycetes; Onygenales; Arthrodermataceae. The record is from RefSeq and is a predicted model, not a curated record.